Molecule: messenger RNA, 4317 nt
Organism: Doryrhamphus excisus (bluestripe pipefish)
Lineage: Eukaryota; Metazoa; Chordata; Actinopteri; Syngnathiformes; Syngnathidae
Source: RefSeq, a predicted model, not a curated record
UGACAGGCGUCCGUCUUCAGAGACUGGAAAGUAGUCAAAAUGUGCAUCGAAGUAGCUUAAAUGUGGCACUGCGUAGUGAAGACGUUGUAAAAAAAAGUCGACUGAACAGGUUUAAUAAGAAUACUGGAUUGCUUUUACAGAGCUCAGGAAACGCGAGGCGGACACUCCCAGCCUGAAGACAAGUGGAAAGAAAAACAAAGACAGAAAAGUUUCACAUUUGUCUUCUUUCAUGCCGCUCGGGGGGUCAAGAUGCCCACCAACUUCACUGUGGUGCCAGUGAAGGAUGCCGAGGGUGACAGCAGCAGCGGCGGCACGGCUGCAGGCGGCGGCGGUGGCGGCGGUGGCGGCGUUGGCGGCGGCAAACCUGUCAGCCUCAACAACAUUUUCAGGGAUGAAGAUAAAGACGAUAACUCAGACGGAUCCCAGUCAGGAGACGACAGUCAGAGGGAGUCCCGUCCAUUCAUUUCAGAUGACGAUGUCGAACCGUCCAAUGGCAAGACCAUGGCCCUGUUUGAGGAAGAGAUGGAUAGUACCCCCAUGGUGUCGUCGCUUCUAAACAAGCUGGCCAACUACACAAACCUGACUCAAGGUGUCCGAGAACACGAGGAGGCUGAAGAUGGGAUCAGAAGAGUUGCUGUCAUGGUCCCCCAAAUGGGAACGUUCAUCGGCGUGUACCUGCCCUGCAUGCAGAACAUCCUGGGCGUCAUCCUCUUCCUGCGCCUCACCUGGAUUGUGGGAACGGCUGGCAUCCUGGGCUCGUUCGCCAUCGUGUCCAUGUGCUGCGCUUGCACGCUCCUCACAGCCAUUUCGAUGAGCGCCAUAGCAACCAACGGAGUGGUCCCAGCAGGCGGAUCCUACUACAUGAUCUCCAGAUCACUUGGACCAGAGUUCGGUGGAGCGGUGGGUCUCUGUUUCUACCUUGGGACCACCUUCGCUGGAUCCUUGUACAUACUGGGCACCAUCGAGAUAUUACUGACCUACAUUGUUCCAACGGCGACGCUGUUUGAGGCUACAAGCGUCGAAGGUGAAGGCACGGCGGCGCUAAACAACGUGCGCGUCUACGGCACGUGUUGCCUGCUUCUCAUGGCGCUCAUUGUGUUUGUCGGGGUGAAGUAUGUGAACAAACUGGCCCUGGUGUUCCUGGCCUGUGUCAUGCUCUCCAUCAUGGCCACCUACGCGGGAGUCAUCAAGACUGUCAUUGAACCACCAGAGUUUCACGUGUGUCUUCUGGGGAAUCGUUCUCUGACCAACGAGCAAUUCGAAGUAUGUGCCAAGACCGAGGUGGUCCACAACAAGACCGUGAGCACUCGACUCUGGAGGCUUUUCUGCGACAGCGAACAUCUCAAUGCCAGCUGUGAUGAAUACUUCACGUUGAACAACCUGACGGAGAUAAGAGCAAUUCCGGGACUCCUGAGUGGAGUUCUCAAAGAUAACCUGUGGGGGGACUACGGUCCAGCCGGCACGGUAAUCGAAAAGAAAAGCCAGCGUUCCGUGCCGGCUCAAGACGCAUCCAGUGAUAUCUACAAACCCUACGUCUUCAAUGAUAUCAGCACCUACUUCACGCUCCUGGUGGGAAUAUACUUCCCCUCCGUCACAGGUAUCAUGGCUGGCUCCAACAGGUCUGGAGAUCUACGAGAUGCCCAAAGAUCCAUACCCUUUGGAACCAUCAUGGCCAUUCUCACCACCUCUUUCUUCUACAUUUCCUGUGUGCUCUUGUUUGGAGCUUGUAUUGAGGGUGUGGUGCUGAGGGACAAGUUUGGGGACUCGGUGAAGAAGAAUCCAGUAAUCGGCAUCCUGGCUUGGCCGUCGCCGUGGGUGAUUGUGAUCGGGUCGUUUUUCUCCUGUUGUGGGGCGGGCCUUCAGAGCCUCACCGGCGCCCCUCGACUUCUGCAGGCCAUCGCACGUGAUGGGAUCAUUCCAUUUUUACAGGUUUUCGGUCAUGGAAAAGCCAAUGGCGAACCCACCUGGGCUCUGCUGCUGACAGUCGCUAUCUGUGAAAUCGGAAUUCUCAUCGCGUCCUUGGAUGAUGUGGCUCCCAUUCUGUCCAUGUUCUUCCUCAUGUGCUAUCUUUUUGUGAACCUGGCCUGUGCUGUUCAGACUUUGCUACGAACCCCCAACUGGAGACCUCGAUUCAAAUUCUACCACUGGACUCUGUCUUUUUUCGGGAUGAGCCUGUGUUUGUCUCUGAUGUUCAUCUCCUCCUGGUACUACGCCCUGGUUGCCAUGGUGAUAGCUGGCUGCAUCUACAAGUACAUCGAGUACAGAGGGGCACAGACGGAGUGGGGAGAUGGUUUACGAGGGCUGUCUCUAAACGCAGCACGCUACGCUCUGAUCCGUCUGGAGGAAGCCCCGCCACACACCAAAAACUGGAGGCCGCAGCUAUUAGUGUUGUGCAAGCUGGACUCGCACCUGUCCGUCAAACAUCCUCGCCUCCUCUCCUUCACCACGCAGCUCAAAGCAGGAAAAGGACUGACCAUCGUUUGUUCCGUCCUGGAGGGAACCUACAUGACCCGAGGAGCUGAUGCCAAGACCGGGGAGCAGAACCUGAAAGCUGCCAUGACUGCAGAGCGAACCAAAGGUUUCUCCCACGUUGUCGUGUCCUCCAACCUGCGAGAUGGUUUCUCUCUCCUCAUCCAGUCAGCAGGACUAGGCGGGAUGAAACACAAUGCGGUCCUGAUGGCUUGGCCGGCAGGCUGGAAGCAAGCCCGGGACUCCUCCGCCAGGAGGAACUUUAUAGAGACGGUAAAAGAGACGACGGAGGCGCAUCAAGCUCUGCUGGUUGCAAAGAACAUCGACCACUUCCCCGGAAACCAAGACCGCCUGGAGGGAGGAAGGAUCGAUGUGUGGUGGAUCGUCCAUGAUGGUGGACUGCUUAUGCUGCUGCCCUUUUUACUCAUUCAACACAAGGUAUGGAGGAAGUGUAAAAUGCGCAUCUUCACGGUGGCCCAGAUGUAUGACAACUCCAUCCAGAUGAAGAAAGAUCUGCAGAUGUUCCUGUACCAUCUACGUCUGGAUGCAGAGGUGGAGGUGGUGGAGAUGCACGACAGUGACAUCUCGGCGUUCACCUAUGAGAAGACUCUGAAGAUGGAGCAGAGAUCUCAAAUGCUGAAGCAAAUGCAGCUGUCCCGCACGGAGCGGGAAAGAGAGGCUCAGCUGAUUCAUGACAGGAACACGGCGUCCCACUCGGCCAAGGAAGACAAAGCCUCCUGCAGCACCCCGGAUCGCGUCCACAUGACCUGGACCAAAGACAAACUGGUCCAUGAGAGGAACAAACACAGGGAAGGAAUGGGAGUCAAGGACAUGUUUAAUAUGAAACCGGAGUGGGAAAGUCUCAACCAGUCCAACGUGCGGCGGAUGCACACAGCUGUCAAACUAAACGAAGUGGUGGUGAAGAAUUCCCGGGAUUCACAGCUGGUGUUGCUCAACAUGCCGGGUCCACCCAAGAGCAAGAAAGGGGAUGAGAACUACAUGGAGUUCCUCGAAGUUCUCAUGGAAGGACUAGAUCGUGUCUUGUUGGUUCGUGGAGGAGGUCGGGAAGUGAUCACCAUCUACUCUUAGUCCCAAGAUUACCCAAAACGCCAGGAUGGUAUCAGCACUGGAAGGAAAACCCGGAAUGGACGGUGGCAGUUGGGGGCUCGGAACCAAAAGACGGAAUGUCGGACAUGGACAUCGACCGUGAAGACGCCCCAUCCUGCAGUCGAAAUAUCUAUAGACGCUUUGGAUUCCUUUCAUGUCAGCGUGAUUAAUGACUCGAGUUGAUUGACUUCUCCUGACGUUCUGACAAAGAAUCAUCAUGUCAAUCAUCUGGAUUAUUUUUUUCACCGAACUUCUGGAUCACCUUCACUCUCCGAAAUCCAUUUUCCUCUCGUCUUCUGAUGGAUUCUUAACAUCUACGUCUUUACCAAUCGGUCAUACCUCCUGCCGUUUCAUUUUGAAAGUAUUUACAACAUCAAUCAUGAUGGCAGCAACCUUUGUUCAUCACACAGCAGCUUGACUGUAUAGUUAGUAUUCCAUGUACAGUAUGGAACCGCUAUGAAAAUAAUAAAGGGAAUAUUUCAAUCACAAACAUUUACUUAAAAACAUCAAAAGUAUCACAUGUGGAGUCCAUCGUAUGCUAGCUAAUUAUUGCUAAUCAAUGGUAGCAUAAUUAGGGUUGCAAUACGUUGUUACUGUGGCCAAUGGGGUGGCCGAACGGGUGGCCACCCCUGAUUUUGGAAAAAAAAAAUUUUGUCUAAUAAUUUAAUUUUUGUAAUAUUUCAGCUAGGCGGCACGGCGGUCUAGUGGUUAGCGCGCAGACCUCACAGCUAGGAGACCAGG